This is a messenger RNA of Punctularia strigosozonata HHB-11173 SS5, 1071 nucleotides long. RefSeq lists its product as uncharacterized. The coding region runs from base 1 to 1071 and encodes 356 amino acids. Lineage: Eukaryota; Fungi; Basidiomycota; Agaricomycetes; Corticiales; Punctulariaceae. The record is from RefSeq and is a predicted model, not a curated record. The transcript has 7 exons.
AUGAUCGCUGCUGCAUUUUCAUCCGCGACUAUCUCGCUUAUUCUUGCUGCUACUGCCAUCGCGGCGCCGUUCAAUCGCCUCCAAGCUCGUGAUGCUGUCUGUCCGGAUGGUCAACCGUCUCCCUGCGUCUGCGGCGGCAAGUUGGGUAUCCGUCAGGCGAAAUUGUCGUGCCCAAACCAAUCCUUCAAGUUCACCAACCCUUCAAGCGGGACAGAUGGCACGGUUUCCUUAGUUUCCGGUAACGUCGGUAGUGUCCAAUGCGAUAUCGGAAUUACGACUCGCAUAGACCAUAUUGUCGAACUGCAGUUUAUUGCGGCCGAGGUGGAUGCAGCGCCUGGUGUCUGCGCCAAGUUCAAGACGGCGACGGACACUGCCACACCCGCGUUCACGGCUUUCAAAGAUGCCAUCAACGCCUCCCCUAACCUCGUUUUCGUCGAAAGCACGGUCAACAACGCCAAGGGAGUUGCCUUCGGCGGAAAGAGCUUCGUGGACACCACACAAAAAGCAGCCGAUGGCCUGAUCAGCUACUUGACCCUCCUGCAGGCCAAUGGUGCUAAAAACGUCAACCCAGGGACGCAUGCAGCAACGAGCGUCGAUCAAGCGAUGACGCAGGCAGUUGGCGCUGGUGCUGGGUUUCCCACCGGGUUCCAAACUCGCUUUGAUGCCAAGGUGGCAAGCGUCAUUGCCAACACUAAGAAGGUGAAGGCAACGUUGACACCUGCUCCCGCCGCCGGUGACCCCUUCGUCGACCAAACCGCGUCUACGAUCGCCAAGUGCACGAAGACCAGGCGUAAUGGUCUCCUUGAUGAGAUCCGCGAGAGGUUUGUCCGCGCCGGAUGGAUCAAGCGUGCCGCAACGGCCGCCAAGCCGUGUGCCACUUCAACUACCGCUACACCGGGCAAAGCUGGAGCUCCUGCGAAGCCUGCUGCACCUGCGAAGACCGCCGCCCCCGCCGCCCCCGCGAAGCCUGCUGCACCUGCGAAAGUCGCCGCCCCCGCGAAGAAAGUCGCCCCUGUCAAGGUGACUAAACCCAAGUUGCCUGUCAAGACCAAGGGGAAGACUCGGGUUUGA